This is a messenger RNA of Talaromyces rugulosus, 2535 nucleotides long. RefSeq lists its product as uncharacterized. Gene Ontology annotation, molecular function: ATP binding; protein serine/threonine kinase activity. Gene Ontology annotation, biological process: intracellular signal transduction; peptidyl-serine phosphorylation. Bases 1 to 2535 code for a protein of 844 amino acids. The record is from RefSeq and is a predicted model, not a curated record. Lineage: Eukaryota; Fungi; Ascomycota; Eurotiomycetes; Eurotiales; Trichocomaceae. Gene Ontology annotation, cellular component: spindle pole body. The transcript is spliced from 6 exons.
AUGGGUUCCUUCUUAAGCAAAGUCACUGAGAAAAAGUCACCUUCGGUUAAGGAAAGCAAGAUGGCUACUCCUAUCGCGAUGAACUACUUUGAAAAGGCCCAGAGUACCUUUAAGCCUCCUCUGAUUGCCAACGACAACGCUUUUCUAGGGGAUAUUGCUACUAGUGAGAAAAACGAUGCCGAAAAGCCUGUCUCAUGCGGCCUCUAUCGCCUCGAAAAGGGAACUCCGCUCGUCUACGAAUACACUUACCACGAAAUGAAGAUCAUUUUGGAAGGCGAAUUCGAGAUUUCCGAUGAGACUGGCCAAAAGGUCACUGCCAAGCCUGGUGAUGUGUUUUACUUCCCCAAGGGGUCCAAGAUUACCUUUAGCACACCAUCUUAUGGCUUGGCUUUCUACUUCCAUCUUGCCGAGUCGUCAUCGUCUAGUGGUGAUAGUGGCAGACAUCCCCCCCGCCAUCGACUUGCAUCGUCCUUCAAUCGAGACAUAACACAGACAUAUACCACUGCUCCCUACUACGUCCUCAUCAUCUCGACGCCGGACUUUCGCACGAUGGCUGCUCGAGACCCGGCUGCGAGGCCCAGUCCUCUCCAGCUGCCCAACCCUCCCCCGCUACUGCACACACGCGCCAGCCACGAGAACUACGACCGGCCGACAACACCAACACACAGCCAGAAUGACUUUAUGAGUCCUGUCCAGACACCAACUGGCAGUCCCAGCAAGAACAGAAUGCCCCCGGGCGCGCUGACCCUGCCCGGCGUGUUUGAGAAGGCCAUGAAGCUAGCUCCAUCGUCGCCAACCAAGUCUGCCUUUGGUGCUCCAGGCUCGCCAGGCAAAGGGCUCUCAGUAAUUGACGGUUUCAAUGGCAGCGUCGUCCACAAUGAUGUUCACCAGGCCCCUGGUAGCCCGACUCGUCGAUCGAAUAAGGAAAACGCGCCGCCAAAUUUCCCGCGACUUGGCAAGGACCUGGGUUUGAAUGCAAACUCGUCAGCUGCGACAUCAAGAUUGCAGCCAUAUCAGCAACGAGAGGCGGAGACUGCUCGGAAGCCCCAGGUUCAACCAACCCAAGGGCUAACUCCGGCAGAGAUCCAGAAGCUUCAAUCGCCGAAAGUCAAACGCCUAGCGAAUGUCACUCAGCUCUACUUCCUUGAUCACUACUUCGAUACUCUUAGCUACGUCCACAACCGCCAGAAUCGGUACAACCAGUUCAAGGCUGCCUACCCUGCUCCUCCAGAGACUGACAUUGAAGUAUACGAGCCCGCCCUUCAGAAGUAUCUCGGUCGCGAGCGUGCCAAUCUUCGCAGACGACGAACCCGCCUUCGCCAGGGUGAUUUCCAAAUCCUUACACAGGUCGGCCAGGGAGGAUAUGGACAGGUCUAUCUUGCGCAGAAGAAGGAUACACGCGAGGUUUGCGCCUUGAAGAUUAUGAACAAGAAACUUCUAUUCAAGCUCGAUGAAAUUCGCCAUAUUUUAACGGAACGAGAUAUCUUGACUGCCGCGAAGAGUGAAUGGCUUGUCAAGCUCCUAUAUGCCUUCCAAGACGAUAACCAGAUUUAUCUCGCCAUGGAAUACGUUCCUGGCGGUGACUUUCGGACAUUACUCAACAACACAGGAGUAUUGCACAACCGUCAUGCGCGAUUUUACAUAGCUGAAAUGUUUAGCUGUGUUGAUGCCCUGCAUAGUCUAGGAUAUAUUCACCGAGAUCUGAAGCCAGAAAACUUCUUGAUUGAUGGCACUGGACACGUCAAGCUGACCGAUUUCGGCCUGGCGGCUGGAAUGCUCAACCCUGGUAAGAUCGAGUCCAUGCGAAUUAAGUUGGAGGAGGUCGGGAACACACCCGUUCCGUUCGGACGUCCCAUGGAACAGCGGACCGCAGCAGAGCGACGUGAAGGUUAUCGCUCGCUGAGAGAACGAGAUGUUAACUACGCCAACUCAAUCGUGGGAUCUCCCGAUUACAUGGCACCUGAGGUUUUGAAAUCCGAAGAUUAUGACUUCACCGUGGACUACUGGAGCUUGGGAUGCAUGCUAUUUGAAGCAUUGGCAGGGUACCCUCCGUUUGCUGGUUCCACCACCGACGAGACGUGGCAGAACCUGAAACGGUGGCAGAAGGUUCUGCGCAAGCCACAAUACGAAGAUCCUAACUAUUUCUUGUCCCGUCGAACCUGGGAUCUGAUCACACGCCUGGUAGCUUCUAAAGAAACCCGUCUAAGGAGCAUCCAGCAAGUUCACAGCCAUGAGUACUUUGCCGAGGUCGACUUCAACAAGCUCCGUGAUCGACCGGCGCCGUUCGUACCUGAGCUGGACUCAGAAACAGAUGCUGGUUAUUUUGAUGACUUCACCAAUGAAGCAGAUAUGGCCAAGUACAAAGAAGUACAAGACAAGCACAAGGCCUUGGAGGAGAUGGAAGAACGCGAAGAGAAGAUGAGCAAGGGCCUCUUUGUUGGAUUCACAUUCCGACAUCGCAAGCCAGCAGUCGAAGAUGGCCGUGGCGGCCGAAAAUCAAUUCUCACCGAUGGUACCUUUGGGACAAUUUUCUAG